This is a messenger RNA of Photinus pyralis (common eastern firefly), 888 nucleotides long. RefSeq names its product Werner Syndrome-like exonuclease (gene WRNexo). The transcript has 6 exons. Gene Ontology annotation, molecular function: nucleic acid binding; 3'-5' exonuclease activity. Gene Ontology annotation, biological process: nucleobase-containing compound metabolic process. Lineage: Eukaryota; Metazoa; Arthropoda; Insecta; Coleoptera; Lampyridae. The record is from RefSeq and is a predicted model, not a curated record. The coding region runs from base 105 to 797 and encodes 230 amino acids.
AACACUGUAAGUUGAGUUACCGCCAAAUCAACAAGUGACAGUUUGUCGGCACCCUUUGUUUACAAUUCAACUUUAUAACCUUUUCAAUAGUUUUUUUUAAUAUCAUGGAAAAAAUGAAAUUACGGUCCUCCGGACCACUCGAACCAAAAAAAAUAAAAAAGGAAGUUGUCGAUGUGAAAACCUUGCCUUUUUUGAAGUACAGAGGAAAAGUAGAGUAUUACAACAAUUCAAUAGACUGUGCAAUAAGCUGCGAUAAAUUACUGCAACUUGCGAACAAGACGUCCGAAGAUUUUGUACUUGGUUUUGACAUGGAAUGGCCGUUUAGUUUUCAAACUGGCAGUGGAAAAACGGCAUUAAUUCAAAUUGCACCAAACUUAAAUACAUGCUACCUGUACCAUGUCAGUACCUUAACAAAAAUUCCCGUUGUGCUGUACGAGCUUUUAUCACAUAGUAAAGUGAAGAUUGUCGGAGUUAAUAUCAAAAAUGAUAUACAUAAACUCUCGAGGGAUUUUCCCGGAAUCGACUCUCUGCGAAUAGUAAACAACUGUAUUGACUUGAGACCAAUGGCGAGAUCUGCCGAGCAAGCACUCUCUUCUUAUAGUAUGGAAAAGCUAGUCAAUCAUUUUUUAAACAUGCAAAUUAACAAGAGCAAAAACGUUCGUAAUAGUAAAUGGGAUGUGGUCCCCUUAUCAAAGGAACAGAUAGAAUAUGCCGCAACAGAUGCAUACGCUUCGCUGAAACUUUAUUUGCAUUUAAAGGAUCUACAAGUGGAUGUAAAGGACGAAUUUAUCAAUUGAUAAUUCAAAUUUUAAUAAUUUUUGAUUUGUAAAAAAAUUUUAAUACACUUAAAAUAAUAUAUUUUUUAAUAAAUGUUUUACUUAUGCUCUG